This is a messenger RNA of Catharus ustulatus (Swainson's thrush), 802 nucleotides long. RefSeq names its product protein tyrosine phosphatase receptor type C associated protein (gene PTPRCAP). Lineage: Eukaryota; Metazoa; Chordata; Aves; Passeriformes; Turdidae. The record is from RefSeq and is a predicted model, not a curated record. Gene Ontology annotation, cellular component: plasma membrane. The transcript has 2 exons. The coding region runs from base 1 to 576 and encodes 191 amino acids.
AUGGGGAGCCACGAGGCUGAGGGAGCUGGCCCGCGGUGGCACCCGGUGCUGCUGGCGCUGGCGGGGCCGGCGGCGGCCGGGGACCCCGCGGUGGCCCGCAAUGACCGGGCGGUGGCCGCGCUGCUCGGGCUCCUGCUGUGCCUGGCGCUGGGGCUGGCGCUGGCCUGGCACCACCUGUGCCGCCUCUCCGCCGGGCGCUACCACCCCCGGCCCUUGGGCCGCCGGGCGCUGGAGCUGCUGCGGGGACAGUGGCACCGGCUGCGCUCACCGGGGCACCCCGCCGUGAACCUCGGGGACGGCGACGGGGAGGCGGCGACCGUGCGGGACGAGCAGGAAGAGCUGAUGCCCUGGAGCCUGGAGCGGCGGCCGGAGCGGGAUGAGCAGGAGGAGGAUGAGCAGGAGGAGGAUGAGAAGGAUGAGGAUGAGGAGGAGGAGGCGGCGGCAGAGGGCCGGGAGAGGCCCCUCAGCGAGGGGGAGGUGGCGGGGGGCAGCGCCGAGGCCCUGCUCAGUGACCUGCACGCCUUCGCGGGGACGGCGGCCUGGGGGGACGCGCGGCCAAGCGUCACCGCCUUGUGACACCACCGUCCUGACGUCACCACCCUCUGAUGUCAUCGCCCUGACACGUCACCUCCCCGCAGUGACACUUCACUGUAAUGUCGCUGUCCUGUGUUGUCACCUCCCUGUGUUGUCACUGCCCAGCCACCAAGGGGACCCUUCCCUGUCCGCUGCCCACCCCCAGCUGACGCUGCUGAUUGGCUGCAGGGGCCUGAGCACCGGCCAAUAAAAGAGCAGCUAUGCCUGA